AUGAGAGAUGCGAUCCAAAUAUUUGGACAAAAAGUUUUGAAUGAAUACCUAGCACUCGGUACUAUCGGUCUCACUGGUGGAAUUGCAUACUUAGCAUCUUCCGGUGAAAGCAAGCCAAAGCCAGCUCCAGUUGCAGCUGCAGGUAGCGCCGAACCAUCAAAGGAAGAAAACGAAUUCAUCCAAAACUUCGUAGCUGAGUUUGAGAAAUCGGAGAAGGAGGGCAAGUAAAAAGUGAUGAAUGUAGUUUAAUGAUAUUAGAUUACAAUGCAA
Messenger RNA from Wallemia mellicola CBS 633.66, 270 nucleotides. RefSeq lists its product as hypothetical. Gene Ontology annotation, biological process: proton motive force-driven ATP synthesis. The record is from RefSeq and is a predicted model, not a curated record. Bases 1 to 228 code for a protein of 75 amino acids. Lineage: Eukaryota; Fungi; Basidiomycota; Wallemiomycetes; Wallemiales; Wallemiaceae. The transcript is spliced from 4 exons.